CGUUCGCUGCCCCCCGAGGCAGCCAGGCCCCCCUCUCCUCCCUCCUCGGCAAAACGACAACCGCCGCGCCGGGGAGGAAUCCUACCAAGCGAGCCGUCACCACCACGCCGUUCCUGGUUCGCCGUUGCCUCGAAGAGCCUUCUCCUUCACCUCCCCCCCUCGAUCCAUCGGCUGGUCUCACGCGGCAAUUUCGCGGGGCUGAUCGAUCUCUCACGCUCAUUCUGUCGAGACGGGGUGAGGAGGGAUUGGUUGGUUGCCGAUUCCGUGCGGCGGCCGGGGUAGCGCGGAUUUUUAGGUUUCUCGGGUUCGCUACAUGCGUGUGCGAUGCCGACCAGCUCCCACCCGGCGUCCCCCGACGCCGCCGGCGACAUUGCCGCCGCGCUCGCGCUCGACAUCGAGGACCUCGCCGGCGGCGGCGGCGGCGGCGCGGACUGCAUCGGCAGGCUCUCCUGCGGCAGACGCAGCAGCUUCUCCUACCGCCGCCUCCCUGAGCCGCGCCUCCGCCUCACCGUUCAGAAGCUCGACGACUCCUUCUUCGACAUUGAAAUCGCGCGCUCGGCCACGGUGUGGGAGCUGAAGGUGGCCAUCGAGAACUUGUUCUCCGACCUCUAUGACGACGCCCAGAAGACCAUCUCUUGGAACCACGUGUGGAGUCACUUCUGCUUAUGCUUCAAGGACGAGAGAAUGACGGAUGACAAGGCAACAUUGCGUGGGUUUGGUAUAAGAGAUGGUGAUGUGCUUCAUUUUGCUCAGCAUCUCUCUGUUGACUACAGCCCAUGCAGGAGUCUUCCCAAAUACCAGAAGGAACCAUCUCACACUCACAGAAGGUCAAGGACUUCGUUGGAUGGGUACAGGCUAGUGAGUUUGUUGGAUGAUCUCAGCGAAGAUGAGGGUGAGAAGUUUACUAACAGCAGGUGCUCUACGAGUGUCUUAGAAGAUCCUUGUGUUUUCGAGUACAAUGAGGUCCAUGAGGAGCGCCGCGUGGAAGAAGAAACUCCCAAGAAAGUAAGUUUGUUCCACAGAUGGUUCUCUUCCUCUAAACUGAGGAGUUACAGGAGGACACAUCAUGCUGAAGACACCGUGCCACUAUCUAGUGAGAAGAAAAAUGCUCAUCCAAAGCUGGGGAAGUGGUUCACCUUCAAAUUCUGAAAUGGGUGUUGUUGCUCUGUCCAUACACGAGCUGAGAAGCAGAUGACAUGAUUCCUUACAAACUUAUCGAGGACUAACUUAGGUUAUCACACAAAGUUCCAUGUAUAUAUGUGUAUGAUCUGAGUUAUUCUUCCUUUUAAGAAAAUCAACGAUCUUAUUAUGCGGUGUUAUGAGCAGAACUGUUUGCCUUAUGAGGCCUUGUUUAGUUCCGAAAAGUGAAAAGUUUUCGGUACCGUAGCA
Sorghum bicolor (sorghum) is the source of this 1389-nucleotide messenger RNA. RefSeq lists its product as uncharacterized. Gene Ontology annotation, cellular component: U12-type spliceosomal complex. The record is from RefSeq and is a predicted model, not a curated record. The coding region runs from base 325 to 1149 and encodes 274 amino acids. Gene Ontology annotation, molecular function: protein binding. Gene Ontology annotation, biological process: mRNA splicing, via spliceosome. The transcript has 5 exons. Lineage: Eukaryota; Viridiplantae; Streptophyta; Magnoliopsida; Poales; Poaceae.